Molecule: messenger RNA, 3339 nt
Organism: Botrytis fragariae
Lineage: Eukaryota; Fungi; Ascomycota; Leotiomycetes; Helotiales; Sclerotiniaceae
Product: putative molybdenum cofactor biosynthesis protein
Exons: 8
Coding region: 1-3339 (1112 amino acids)
Biological process (GO): Mo-molybdopterin cofactor biosynthetic process; molybdenum incorporation into molybdenum-molybdopterin complex
Cellular component (GO): cytosol; cytoplasm
Molecular function (GO): molybdopterin molybdotransferase activity
Source: RefSeq, a predicted model, not a curated record
AUGGAUAAACAGACUCUGAAGGCAGCAAUUCUUAUUGUGUCGACUACUGCAGCUAAAGAUGCGUCAACCGACUCCUCCGGUCCUGUUUUAAAAGGCGUUUUCGAGGAAGCAGACAGCCAAUGGGAAGUUGUGGAAACGAAGAUCGUGAGUGAUAAUGUGACAGAUAUUCAGAGAAGUGUGAUGUCCUGGACGGACCAAGGAAGUACUAUCAAUGUUGUGAUUACUACUGGUGGGACCGGCUUUGCAGUCUCAGAUAAUACUCCUGAGGCAAUUACACCCCUUCUACACAAGCAAGCUCCAGGACUUGUCCAUGGAAUGCUUGCUGCUUCAUUGGCAGUCACCCCUUUUGCUCUCAUGUCAAGGCCGGUAGCGGGUGUUCGGAACAAGACAAUCAUCGUCACAUUACCUGGAUCUCCCAAAGGAGCAAAGGAGAACCUUCAAUCAAUAUUGAAGCUUUUACCGCAUGCUUGCCUUCAGGCUGCAGGAGCAGAUUCCCGGACGCUUCAUUUGGGAGGUGUGAAGAAGCUCGAGAAGGAAGCUGGUAUUGGUUCUGAGGGUGCUUCCCUGUCGGUACAUUCACAUAAACAUGAUCACUCCCAUAAUCACUCACAUGGUCACGGUCAUAGCCAUGGGCAUGCAAUGCCUGUUAGACAUACUGCGCCAGAUGAAAAUCCUCGUUCAAAUGAUCCCGCUCUCGGUCCAACGCGACGGAGUCGUUCAUCGCCAUACCCCAUGUUAUCUGUCGAAGAAGCUUUGAAGCUAAUAGAAAAACAUACACCUGCUCCACAUGUCGUGAAAGCUGAUGUAAAUGGAGACAUAGUAGGAUCUGUUCUAGCGGAGGAUGUUACGGCAACUGAAGCUGUGCCGGCAUAUCGCGCCAGUAUUGUAGACGGAUAUGCGGUCAUUGCUACAGAAGGCGUGUUUCCUGUGGCAUCGAUAUCUCAUGCCACCGCCGGUGAGCAUCCUCUUCUGCUAGAAGGUCAGAUCGCACGCAUUACAACUGGUGCACCACUUCCGCCUGGGGCUACUUCUGUAAUAAUGGUAGAAGAUACUGUGCUGAAGACGAUGACCGAGGAUGGUGGGGAGGAGAAAGAAGUCGAGAUAUUAGCCGAUGGAGUAAAGCCUGGUGAAAAUGUUAGAGAAGUCGGUAGUGACAUUGAAGCUGGGUCUAUUAUCAUGCGCAAAGGGGAAGAAAUAUCUGCCAAUGGUGGCGAACUCGGUCUACUCACGUCUGUCGGCAGAGCAGAAGUCACUGUUUACAAAAAACCAAUCGUCGGUGUGCUCUCCACAGGAGACGAAAUUGUCGAACAUAAUAGACCUGGCUCUCUUAGAAUGGGAGAAGUUCGUGAUUGUAAUAGGCCAACAAUCAUGGCUGCCGUGCAAGGUCUAGGAUUUGAAGUCAUAGAUCUCGGUAUCGCUCGAGAUAAGCCUGGAGAUUUAGAACAAACACUUCGGGAUGGACUUCGAAAAGUUGAUGUUGUUAUCACCACUGGUGGUGUAUCGAUGGGCGAGCUCGAUCUUCUUAAACCUACCAUUGAGAGAUCAUUAGGGGGAACAAUUCAUUUCGGUCGUGUAUCAAUGAAACCUGGGAAACCUACAACUUUUGCAACGGUACCAGUGAAGAACAACGAUGGGGAAAGAGUUUCAAAGGUCAUAUUUUCUCUACCUGGUAAUCCGGUCUCAGCUAUAGUUACCCUACAUCUAUUUGUUCUACCUUCUCUACAUCACGCUUCUGGAAUAUCUCCUGUGGGAUUGCCUAAGGUUCCAGUAACUCUAUCACACGAUAUUCGUUUGGAUCCCCAAAGAGUUGAGUACCAUAGAGCGAUUGUCUCAAUAGGGAGAGACGGCAUUUUAUAUGCAAGUAGCACUGGCAUGCAACGCAGCUCAAGGGUUGGAAGCUUAAAGAGUGCAAAUGCAUUAUUAUGCUUGCCAAUCGGAUCGAAGGAUUUGCCGAGAAAGACAAAGGUAGAAGCGUUGCUGAUGAGUAUGGUCAGGAGUCAAUAUGAAGAAUACUGCAAUACAGUUUUCUGGAGAGCUGGUAUGACAGCUCGCCUUAAUCCAUGCCCCGAACAAAAUUUCAGAGCAUUUUUUGUGAGGGUUGGCAUCUUGGAUGGCUUGGAUUUUGGUACUUGUAAAUGGAUCGGACAAUCUGGAUACUGCAAAAUGUGUGAAGAAGAAUACCAUAUGCCAAAAGCCGUUCCAUUCCGCACCUAUGAAGACUGUGAAUUUCUCGAAGGAAUUGGCGACCUCACCGGCCCAAUCUUCGCAGUCAAGUUAGCUGAACCGAUCACAUACCCUCCUCCACCUCACUCAAUCCAGUUCUCCUCUACUCCAAAUGAAUGCGUGUCCAAAGACUUUCUUGACAUGGAGAUAGCCAAAACAUCGACUCCCCCACAUGAAGCAACACCACCCACUGGAGAAAACUUGUUAGAGCGUAGACUCAAAGCUUCAUUACACCAUCCCUACAUCUUCACGCCGUACAUCAACAAUGCCGUUGCAGACUUGAUCUCCGUUAAAGACCAGGACCUCGCAAUUUUGAUCUCGAUUCAAGAGAAAGACAUUCCCGAGGGAGCUUCAGAGAAAGGUUCCAUAAAAGAUUUACGAGAACUAUACUUUCCAGCAAAGAUGCAAAUGUAUGAACUGAAUCAAGGUGUAGAUGGUGUUACUCAACAAUGGAGUAGCCGAGGUUAUUAUGAAGGACUAAUGGUAGAGGGUGUACCCAGCCAGUACUUCUGGAAUCACUGUGGAAUGACACCUCAAGAUGAGCAGUAUGUCGUGGAUAGGUUGAAGGACGGCAUACCAUUGCGACACAUUUGGCGUGAGAAGUUCAAGGAGAGAGGCAUGGAUAUUGCAAUGUUCUAUCAAUACGGGCGAAAGAUGGAGCAGCACUUUGAAGCUCGUGGAGUACGGGUAAACUCCAAGAUGGGAGAAAUUCAACGCGAACUUGGUACAAGAUCCCAAGCAGCCGAUGGCAUGCAGCCAUUUGGUACGUAUCGACAGGGUGUGAACAGUGAUUUACAACCUGGCUAUGGGGUAUCUCAUGCUCAAAUCAAUCCUUUUGGACGAAGCUUAGAGGAUCUCAAUCAACAACAUCGGCAGCAGCAGAUGCAAGAACAUACGCAACAAAAUGUGAUGCAGCAGGUGAUACAGCAGCAGUUAGUCCAGCAACAAAUUGCCAAGCAGCAGAUUCUCCGACAAUACCAGGUGCAGCAGCAACAGAUGUGGCAACAGCAGAUGAUGCAACAAAUGCAACAACUACAGGAACAAUCACAAAAGGCCAUGGAUAUUGAAAGGGGCCCGAUUGUGGCUGCGGAGGAAAUCGAGUCGUAUGAGCUAUAA